This is a messenger RNA of Humulus lupulus (European hop), 1620 nucleotides long. Its product is annotated as low affinity inorganic phosphate transporter 4-like. Gene Ontology annotation, cellular component: membrane. Bases 4 to 1620 code for a protein of 538 amino acids. The record is from RefSeq and is a predicted model, not a curated record. NCBI's taxonomy places the organism in Eukaryota, Viridiplantae, Streptophyta, Magnoliopsida, Rosales, Cannabaceae. The transcript has a single exon. Gene Ontology annotation, molecular function: phosphate transmembrane transporter activity. Gene Ontology annotation, biological process: transmembrane transport; phosphate ion transport.
AAAAUGGCCAUAGCGGUACUCAGCGCCUUAGACAACGCUCGUACACAAUGGUACCACGUCACAGCAAUAGUGAUAGCUGGUAUGGGCUUCUUCACCGACGCAUACGACCUUUUCUGUAUCACAGCCGUCUCCAAACUCUUGGGCCGUCUUUACUAUUUCGAUCCCGAAUCAUCAAAGCCCGGAAAGCUUCCUCCUAACGUUAACAACGCCGUCACUGGUGUAGCUCUGAUCGGAACCCUAUCCGGUCAGCUCGUCUUCGGCUGGCUUGGCGAUAAACUAGGCCGCAAGAAAGUUUAUGGCAUCACUCUCGUCAUGAUGGUCAUCUGCGCCAUUUGCUCCGGCAUUUCUUUGGGUUCCAGUAAAGAGGCAGUGAUCGGGACCCUAUGCUUUUUCCGGUUUUGGUUAGGGUUUGGUAUCGGCGGGGACUACCCACUCUCCGCAACUAUCAUGUCCGAAUACGCAAACAAAAAAACCAGAGGCGCUUUCAUCGCCGCCGUGUUCGCCAUGCAAGGCGUCGGGAUAAUCUUUGCUGGGCUGGUUUCCAUGAUAGUUUCGAAGAUAUUCCUCGAGUACAAUAAAGCCCCGCCCUACAUAGGUGGUGAAUUCAAUCGUGUCUUAUCCACACAACCGAACGCCGAUUACAUGUGGCGAAUUGUGUUAAUGCUCGGAGCUCUCCCUGCUAUUUUGACUUACUACUGGCGAAUGAAGAUGCCGGAAACGGCUCGGUACACGGCGUUGAUAGUGGGAAAUGGAAAGCAAGCCGCCAUGGAUAUGGGACAAGUUUUAGAUAUAGAGAUCGCAGCGGACCAAGAUCAGUUGAGUCAAAUCAAGGCUGCUAACAGCUACACAUUAUUCUCUAUGGAGUUUUGGAACCGGCAUGGAUUGAAUUUGAUAGGGACGAGCACCACUUGGUUCCUACUAGACAUAGCAUUUUACAGUCAAAACCUGACCCAGAAAGACAUCUUCCCAGCGAUGGGUUUGGUCAAUAAGGACAUUGAAGUCAACGCACUGAGAGAGGUGUUCGAGACAUCACGUGCCAUGUUCGUGAUCGCCUUGCUCGGAACCUUUCCCGGUUACUGGUUCACAGUCUUCUUCAUCGAAAAGCUUGGUCGUUUCAUCAUACAACUGGUAGGGUUCUUCAUGAUGUCGGUCUUCAUGUUGAUCAUAGGAAUCAAGUAUGAAUAUUUGAAGAACGACAACAAAUGGAUGUUCGCCGUUUUGUAUGGUUUGACGUUUUUCUUCGCCAAUUUCGGACCGAACAGCACCACAUUCGUGCUGCCGGCCGAGCUGUUCCCGACACGGCUGAGGUCCACGUGUCACGCCAUAAGCGCAGCCUCCGGUAAGGCUGGGGCGAUGGUCGGAGCUUUUGGGGUGCAGAGCUACACGUUGAGUGGCUCGACAGAUAAAAUAAAGAAGGCGAUGAUGAUAUUAGCUGCGACGAAUAUGUUGGGAUUUUUGUUCACAUUUUUGGUGACUGAAACUAAAGGACGGUCGUUGGAAGAGAUUUCGGGUGAGGACGGCAGUGAAAAUGAAAAGCAGACCACGUUCAACGCCGGAAGACUGUCUAUGUCCAAAUCGACAAGCAGUACUAGACGGAAUAACGACGCCGUUUCGCAGUGA